UCACGUGGUCAAAAUAUUCCCAUUUCACUUCUCUCUCUCUCCCUCUCUCUCCCCUCCCCACCCCAACCCAUGAGCUGAAGCUUAGUAUCUUGUAGGCUUGUAGUUGUUGUGAUAUUCCUUAAUUUUCUUAAAUUCUCGUUUGCUCCAAUUUGGCCUCUUUCAGUUCUUCAACACAAUGAGUUUUUUGAGACCGUCUGUAUUGUAUCAGUUCCUUCUAACUUCCAUUACUCUAAAAUGGAUGCCCUGCCAGAGCUGGGGUUUUCUUCGAUGGCCUGGUUUUGAUGGCUUCUUGAGGCUUCUGGUUUUGCUGCUUUUAUGGUCUAUGUGUUCCGAGAUUCGCUUCAUUCCAUCCUCUUCCAUGUACCCCACUCUUCGCGUUGGUGAUCGGGUCCUUGUUGAGAAGGCUUCAUACUACAUCCGAUCUCCUGCUAUAAAUGAUAUUGUCAUAUUCCGAGCUCCAAAACAGCCUGGAACCAAUGAGGAAGUUGUUUUUAUUAAGAGAAUUGUUGCAAAAGCUGGAGAUUAUGUUCAGGUUCAUCGUGGAUCACUGUAUGUCAAUGGAAAAGCUCAGACUGAAGACUUCAUAGCAGCACGACCAACAUACACAACAGAGUUAAUUUAUGUGCCUAAAGAUCAUAUUUAUGUCUUGGGAGACAACCGCAAUAACAGCUACGAUUCGCAUGACUGGGGACCCCUUCCUGUAAAGAACAUCAUCGGAAGAUUUGUCACGUGUUGGCACAGGCCUUCAAGAAGCUGACCCCAUGAUCAUAUGGGUUAGAUACACCGGAAAUCUCCCACGUCUUGAUAGAUAUCAUCGCCAUAUUUCUGUGUCCCCAGCAUAAUUAGUCAUUGAUUGAUUGUUUCUUUGUUUAGUCAUUCGUUGGUGCCAAUAUGCAUGCUUGUAAAUUGUGAGUUGAGUUGCAGAGAAUAGAAUAUGAUUCUUGGGAAUGGAGAUCGCAUAUUGUUGGUAA
Messenger RNA from Hevea brasiliensis (rubber tree), 971 nucleotides. RefSeq names its product chloroplast processing peptidase. Lineage: Eukaryota; Viridiplantae; Streptophyta; Magnoliopsida; Malpighiales; Euphorbiaceae. Gene Ontology annotation, biological process: thylakoid membrane organization. The record is from RefSeq and is a predicted model, not a curated record. Gene Ontology annotation, molecular function: serine-type endopeptidase activity. The transcript has 6 exons. The coding region runs from base 176 to 757 and encodes 193 amino acids. Gene Ontology annotation, cellular component: chloroplast thylakoid membrane.